AUGCGGAGUUGUGGAAAGUCACGGUCUCCACCUGGUUUCAAUUACCCAGUCGCGCAGGCAAGUGAAGUGGCGAUCGCGGUUGAAAUAAAUUGGCAGCAACGGUGUGGGGUAAGCUUAAUUAUCGUGAAUGCGAUCAGUAAGCGACUGUAUGGGAUGCUUGGCGAUGGAAAGCGUGAUGUUUGGGGCCGUGGUCGGAGCUUCCGAUGCGAUGGGGAGAGCGGGUACUUUCAGGGACGAGGGAGUCAAAGAAAGCGAGUAUAG
Messenger RNA from Penicillium digitatum Pd1, 261 nucleotides. The record is from RefSeq and is a predicted model, not a curated record. NCBI's taxonomy places the organism in Eukaryota, Fungi, Ascomycota, Eurotiomycetes, Eurotiales, Aspergillaceae.